Anopheles coustani is the source of this 6082-nucleotide messenger RNA. RefSeq lists its product as uncharacterized. The transcript has 13 exons. NCBI's taxonomy places the organism in Eukaryota, Metazoa, Arthropoda, Insecta, Diptera, Culicidae. The coding region runs from base 61 to 5751 and encodes 1896 amino acids. The record is from RefSeq and is a predicted model, not a curated record.
CAGUUUAGAAAGCACCGGCUGCGGUGUGGUGUCCAGUAGUGUCCGGUGAGGUGCUGUGAGAUGAUGGUCGAAACGCACGAGCUCACGGUGGUGUGUGGUGUGCGGAGGAAAGGUAGUUGGUUAAGCCGAUGGAAGAAUGGAUGUGCACCCGUGGCGGCCGUGGUGCUACUGGGUGCCCUGUUGCUCAACGAUCCGGUCACGGCGAUCACCGUGCGAGAUGACGCGGUGUCGACGACGACGACGCCCGGGGUGAACGCCCGGAGCGCUCCAGCGGACGAGCCGGUGACGGGCGGUGGCGGGUUGGCGUGUCAGCUCGAGCGGCCAUUCUUGUUCGAACGAUCAGCGCGAAGCUCGGAGCUGUUCCUGCUCGAUGCUGCCGGUCUGCACCGUAUCGACACCGACGGGCUCGGAACGAAACGGAUGCCCGUUUGCACGCUGCCGAAGCGCUACGAGGAGGCUCGAAUGCUGCAGGUGCUCGAGGUGCAGCUCGGUGAGAAGGAGUACGUGCUGUUCGUCGUUACCACCGACCAGUGGCACAACGUAUACCUGGCGAACGGUGGCGGAUCGUCGUCGUCGUCGUCGUCGGAGGUGCCCUCCAAAAUGGUUCACUCCGCGCAACCCGUACAGCGUAUCAAAUACUCGGGCACGGUAUCGAAGGCUCGGCUGCUCGAGUGCAACGGAAACAUUUACCUGGUGACGAUCGUGACGUACGGCAAUUUGGGUAAAAUUCGCGUUUACCGGUGGAUGCAGUCAUACUUUUCGCUCGAGAGCACCAAGGAGAUCGUAUCGAUCGAUGACGUGCAGUGUCAUUGCCCGAGCACGCUGCUGCUGCUGGUGGUGGACUAUGCGCCGCUGCCGGAGCGCUCGCUGGUCCACGUGCUGCUGCUCGAUGCGGCCGAGCGCCCCGUCAAGGUGCAGGAGAUGUUCUUCCUGUCCAGCCCGCUGCAUUCGUUCGCGCUCGGUGCCGAGCUGUACCUCAUUCGUCACGUCAGCAAUGACAAAUCGUACCUGUACCAGUGGGACGCGGAGGGUAAGUUCGUGCGGCUACGCAAGGUGCCGUACCGGCCGGGUCAGAUAACGGCCGUCGCAUACUGGGACAGUACGCUGGCGGUCGCCCUCGAUGGUACGGUGCGCCUGUUUCAGAGUGGCAAGCAGCAGCUGUUGCGCGUGGAGUCGCCCUUUACCGUGCGCAGUAGCGCUCGUCAAUCGGAGGCCACCACGCAGCUCGUGCCGGCACAGGACGCGGGUGGCCCGCUGACACGGCUGUACGGUAUGCGCACCGACACCGAGAACGAGGUGGCGCUGGCGACGGAAUUUUCCUGCUCCGUAGCGAACGGGACGGCACUCAAGAUUUACCACCUGACCGUGAAGAGUGUGGCCCGGGCGGCAGAAGGUACAGCUCAGGAGCAAGGCUUCCGGGCACUCGCCAGCUGCCUGGACCGGCUGAAGCACGACACGAACGAACGGAAAAAGUGGAUCGACCUGAUACGCGCCCAGCUGUCCCGCAAGAACCUGGUGUUCGAUAAGCUCGCCCAAACCGGUGCCGGGUUGUCCGCGCGCCUCCACCCAACCGCCCUGCUGGGCAGCGUGGCCGUGACGCACGACAAGCCCGCCCUGCUGCUUCCACCGACGCGCACCGUCCUCAACGGGCACACGCUGCUACUGCGCCACUUCCGGAUGGCCGCCGACCUGAACCAGGUGCUGCUGCUGAACCGCGAGCGCACCGAAAUCCAGGGCGAUCUGCACGUGGCCGGCGACGUGCGUACGCGCAGCUCCAAGAUUCGGGCCGUCAACUCGCUCGACGAAAGCGCCCGGAGGCACGGGCUGGGGCGGGUUGCCAAGCGCGCCACGGCUUCCUCCGCUCCGCGCGUGCUGAGGGCCAGGGAAAUCAUCUCCGACUCGACGCUGAGUCAGCGGUUUGUGCGGCGGUCCAAAAUGAACGUUCUGCCGGGGAGUGUGCAGCUGAACACGCUCAGUGCGGGCUCAGUUCGGGUGGAGCUAGGUCAGAUCAAUCAUAUGCCGCUGCCGAACCGGCAGGCGCUGCUGGACGGGGUAACCCACGGCUACCACGGGCAUAAGGUGUUCCGCAGCGUUAAAUCCUACCGGCUGAACGCGCACCGCUUCAACGGCGAACCGCUGGCGGCGGAAAUCAUCGAGUCUGGGCUGCGGUCCGCGAGCGACGGCAUCGCCAUCAAGACCGACGUGUGCCGCAGCCGGAACGUGCUCGUCCGGCACACGCUGAACGGGUUCCCCCUGCAACGGCUCGUGUCGGCAUACCAACCGAUUCAGCAUGUGCGAGGAAAUUUGCUACUGACCGGACCGGUGUGCGUGAAAAACCUACAGUACGCAGGGACGCUCAACGAGGUCCCGAGGGCGGAGCUGCUGGACCGUGUCACCAAUCAAACGAUUACCGGGCCGAUGUUCGUGAGCAAAGGAUUCACCCACAGCCUGCAGGUGCAGCAGGUGAACGGGGAACCGCUGGCGAACUACGCGUCAACGACCUCACACCAGACGGCAAGCUUGCUUACCAAGGCUCCCGUUCGGGCCGAGAAAAUGGUCAUCCUCGGCGAUCUGAUCGCGAACCACGCGGAACAACAGUUUGCGCCCCACAUCGGCACCCGACCCGGUGACUUCCGCCAGCUCUACCGCGGCAAGGUGCUGCUCAACGGAUCCCUCCGGCUGCAUACGGCCACGAUUAAUGCGCCGAACGUAACCAUCCUGGAGCGCACGGUUUCGAGCAAACCGUACCAGCAGUUCCUCCUGCGCACCGAGCGGCAGGUUCUCGAGCAGGCCCCGGUGGCGCCGUACCGUACCGCGCUGUUUCAGUACCUGUUCGCCAACACGCUGAACGGAGCGGCCCUGUGGCAGUUCAGCCUGACCCAUCGCAGCUGGCAGAACGCGCUGUACCUGCAGGACGCCACCGUCCAGGGCCACGUUCGCCCGGCGCGCAUCUCCAAGCGGCUGCACUCGAUUAAGCGUAGUCGCGUCGAUCUGAACGCACGCGUGAAGGUGUGCAACGUACGAAACUUUGUCGGGACGCUCCGAGUCGGGCACCUGCACACCCGCUUCGUUGGCGAGGCAUUCAAUCCGGAUGUGCUGUUGCGCAAGCAGCAUCGCUCCGGUGCGUCGAUGCCACUUCCGCCGGCCGCUCCGAAGGCCCUGCUAGGCCGGACGGUGCUGCUCGACACGGCCGUUCACGUGCGAGGCCCGCUGCGAGUGAGUCGAAUCAACGGACGCACCGCCUACGAGCUGUCCGAGCUGGCCAAACCCGCUGUCCUGAGCCGGCGGCACUUCCGCGCGCUGCAGCUGGACUCGCUGGAGGUGGCCAAUGCGCACGUCCUCCGGCAGGCGACCGCCGGCGAGCAUCCUCUGGGCGAUUUCAUACACCGCUUUGCCUCGGCCGAGGGCGCUCCGACGAGUAGCUCCGGAGCGAUGGCUCGCUCGGCCCGCAUCGUGGUGCCCGGUCAGGUGCAGCACAUCGCGGCCGCACACGUCGGCAGCAUCAACCUGUGUCCGGUGGAGCGACUGCUGCGCGAAACGGUGCCCAAGCGCGAGGGAGCCCGCUCCAUUGGGGGCGUGAAGCGCCUGGAGCGUUCGCUCACCGUGAGCGGAGCGCUGCGAGUCGCCGGAACGAUCGGUGGGCGCGAGGCAGCUCUGCUCGGGCGACUCGUGACUCGCGGAUCCGUCGCCCCGCAGAGCAUCGACGCUCGCUGGACCUUCGGCUCGGUCGGCGCCGGCUACCUCACGGCGAAGGUGCUCAACCGGGUCGCCCUCGCCCGCCUGGCGUUGCACUCCGACGCGGCGCUCCUGCUCCAGAGCGAGCUGUUCGUCGAGCGGCUGCUGGUGUCGGAUCUGGUGUGGCCGGAGCGUGCCGGAUGGGCCUUCGAGGCGUACGUGAAUAGCGCGCACCACCGAGGCCAGUCCGCGAUCGCACUCCUGCGCUGCCACGGAACUGUGUACGGGCGCGUCCGGGACGCCGGCCACAUCCUGCACGAGCUCCUGCUCGCUCCCGGCCCCAACACGGAGCGCCUCAUCACGGGCCUGCUCGUCUUCGACACGCCGCACGUCCACUUCGCCAACAGCUCCACCCCGCUCGGACCGGCGCGGAUCGAACGGAUCGCCAAACGGUGCCUCCGCCGUCGCACCGGAAGCUCGCCGGAAACGCCGCCCGUUGUGUUCGAGCACGCUCAGGUUCUGCUGGCGCCGGAUACGACCGUCGUACGUGGCGAUCUGCACUUCCCGCAGCACUCCCCACUCACCGCCCGCACCGUCGCCGGUGUGAACCUGGCCGACCGGCUCGGCCCAAGCGCCAACCUGUUCCGGAAGUCCCGGCCGCGUCCGAUCGCGGCCGAAAAACGCUUCCCACCGGCCGGAAUCGCCGCCCACAACGUUACGCUCGACGGUGGCGGUGGGUGGCGUGCGCUCGCCUUCUGCUCCCACCCGGCGGCCUGCCCCGACCUGGCCCUACACUUCACCGUCGCGCCCCUCACCAUCGAGCGGCUGCUGACGGCGGUGCACCUCAACCGCGUGCCGCUGGACGGCUUUUUCCACGCGUUUGCCCGGCGCCACUCGGCCCCCGCCACGCCGCACCCCAUCCAGGACCUGCUGGGCACGCUUACGGUGUCCGACCUGCAGCUGGCCGGCCGCGGUACGAUCUUGCACCACAUCAACGGGCUGGCGCUCGGGGAGCUCGUGCUGCGUGCCACCGCCAACGCCACCCACCAGACGGUGACCGGCCCGAAGCACUUCCGCGCGCUCCACCUCGGCGGGCCACUCUCGCUGCAGCACCUCAACGGAGCCAAGCUGGCGUUGUUGAAGCGCACGCUGCUGGGACCACUCCCAGCUGCCGACCCGUCGGCCGACGAACCGCUCGAGGCGACGGUCUUCAACGCCCCCGUGCACCUACCCGGUGGCCUGCACACCCGCACGCUCUACCACAGCCGCACGGGCUCGUCCAACAUUCACCACCUCCAGCACCAACACCGCCAAAGAACGCACACUCCGCUGGCGGCGAUGGAGCUGCUGACACCGCCCCUCUCCUAUCUGCCCGCUGCGGCCUGGAACCGGCAAACCCGUCCACGGGUGGCCAGCGGAAGCGGUGCCACCGUGCCUGGGGAAGUACUACUUCCUGGCGAACGCAAUCCGCUGCUGCUUCGGGUGACCUGCUCCGAUGACGAGCACGCGCUGGUGGUCGCCCUCACCUCCCCCACAUCGAAUCGGACCGCCGUCGAACAGCGCUUGCACGCUCUGGAGGGAAGCACUAGCUGCGUGGAGGUGGUCGGCGCCGCGCCCCUCAACCAGACGGUCGUACUUAUCGUCAUCCAAGUGCGGGACCACCAACAUGCGGCCUGGCGGUACGACGUUCCGCGGGGACUCCUGCUUCCGCUUGCGCUCCCUUCGACAAUGGCCGGUGGUUCCGGCUGCCACCACGUGCGACUUCUCCAGCCCGCUGGGCUCGGAAGCGCCGAACUGAUGCUCGCCAGUUCCACCUGUACCAACGUCCCCACUUCUACCUCUCCGGAUGCGACCGUCACCGUCGGGCGGGUGGUGCGCAUCUUCCGGCUCGACGUGGAAACCCCUAGCGACGGCUUCCACCACUUCCAGACCAUCAGCACUGGCGCACCGGUGACCGCCAUGGACGUCGCAGCCGACGGAACAACGCUGCUGCUGAAGAGCGCCGGCACCAACCGAGUACACCGCUACGCGUACAACUCCGUCGAGGGUUGGACGCGGAAGGAUAUCCUGCCUUAGCACACGGGUGACAUUUUUAACCGAAGGCGUUGCCCCACCCAGCCGGAUGCUUCAAACUGUUGUUUGUUACGUUUGCUACCCAGCUGCCGAUACUACUUUCUCGUCGUACGGCACGGAAGCGUUGCGUGUUUGUUUGUUAGAUAUGUUUGUUGGUUUGAUGGAUCAAUCAAAUCCAUAAUUUAUUAUGCCUGUAAAUUUGAAUGGCAUGAAAUAUUGUGAUUAUGAAUAAACCGGCCCUAUACAAAAUAUCUUUAUAGGUAAUGUGCAGUGCACAGGUAUAUUAAAAUAAAUAUUUAAAACUAUGCUUCACAAAAAAACAUAUAAAUGUCUU